Molecule: messenger RNA, 4385 nt
Organism: Gigantopelta aegis
Lineage: Eukaryota; Metazoa; Mollusca; Gastropoda; Neomphalida; Peltospiridae
Product: tumor necrosis factor ligand superfamily member 6-like
Exons: 6
Coding region: 234-1199 (321 amino acids)
Biological process (GO): immune response
Cellular component (GO): membrane
Molecular function (GO): tumor necrosis factor receptor binding
Source: RefSeq, a predicted model, not a curated record
GUUGAUAUUUUGAAUACAACACGUGAAUCAGUUACGGUAGUUAGUAACCGAAAUUCCCCCCAACAAAACGGAUCGGGUUUUCUUCUACCUGCUAUAGGUGAAAUAGUCCCGUGACGUAGCCAACAUCAGAUGAGUAUGUGAGAUAUUCUUUGGGCAUUGUGUCUGAAUAUCUCAGCUCUGACACAUCAGAAAGUCAUCGUGAACAUUUAGGGUUCCUGUGAGGACAAACCCCAAUGCCUGGACGUCAUAGAGAACCCAGCAUGUCAUCCACAGAUUCGCACGUGUACCUGACUGUCGAUAGUGAACACAACUACGAGCAUCUGGAAUCCCGCAGACGACUCCCAGCUCGGCCCGUCGUACGUAGGAAGGUCAGCGUUAGACCGCUCGUCAUCAUCUGUAUCCUCAUCAGUGUCCUAGCCAUCUCCCUGUCUAUUUUCGUCCUCAUCAGAGAUCUCUUUGUGGAAAGUGACCACAGCGACCGUGAAAAAUGGUGUGUUCCCUGCGCAUCCAUUGUCACAACACCGGUUCCGGAAGAAGAUCCGAACGUAAAGACGCUGGAGGUGUACCAUAAAAAAGGACGGGCUUUCUGUUGUGCCAGAACGUCUGGGCAAUUCCUUACCAUAAUCAGUAUGAUAUACGACAGACGAACCAAGCAGCUACAAGCGGAAGAGGAUAGGCUGAGACAGGUUGCAGAACCCCGCUUUCAAUCGUCGGUUGGCAGUGUCUCCGCGGCACAUCUUCUUACGGGCCUACAGAAACGUCAUCGACUUCCACGUCACCAUGGUACUCGGCAGACACACGUGAACUCGUGGAUGAAGGAUGAGCCCCUGUCGUACUUCCGCGGUGUGGAUCUGCAGCACGACCGACUGAUCAUCACCAACAGCGGUCUCUAUUACGUCUAUAGCCAGAUCUACUUCAAGAUCCUUACCGGCAACGGCGUCAAGCUGCCCAAGCUGCUGGGGCACCAGGUCCACCGCUACAGCGUGAGCGGCCCCAACGACGGCAAGGAGAAACUACUGCAGACGGUGCACACGUGCGCGGAGAGGACCAACAGGGACAUCUACAUCCACACCAGCUACGUCGGGGGCAUCUUCCAGCUCAAUCGGAACGACCAGCUUUACGUCACUGUCUCCAACGCCUCCCUUAUAGAUCGCGACCCCAGGCUGAGCUUUUUUGGCAUCUUCAAACUUGGUAAUUGAAGUCAUAUAAGGAAGGUCUUUAGCAUUUAGAGGAGAGGAGAGUAAGAUAUUAAUGGCACCUGUGUUCGUAAAUUUCAGUACCUAUUCCAUCGAUAACCUUAAAACUGACCACACUGUGCCACGGCGUCUAGAGGUGUGUGCUGUUUCAUAUAGGUGCCAUUAAUACCAGAAAGACGAGCAACCCCCCCCCCCCCAAAAAAAAAAAAAAAACCCAAAACAAAACAACAACAACAACCCCACAACAACAAAAAAACCAAACCAAAAAAAAAAAACCCCCAAAAAACAAAAACAAAAACAAAACAACAACAACCCCAGAUGAAAUGUUUGGAAAUAUCUACGGUACGUGUAUAUACAGUAUAGAUUGUGCACGUAACAAACAUUAUUGCCCAUAUGGUUAAAAAUAUCUUUGUACAUAUCAAAGUGAUACGUCCCACGAAAACGCUAUAACAAUGGCUGUCAUUUUGAACUUUUAAGUGAUGGUAAUAGUUCUUAUUUGGAGACAAACGAAAACCUGCAAAGUCCAGAAAACUGACAGUAUCAUAUAACAGUUUGAAAGUUUACCCCAAAUACCAUAUGGGAACUGACCCAGAACCAUUUACUGACACUACGUCAGUGACGUUGGUGGAUUGUAUAUUGUUGAAGAGAUAUCAUUUUCAUAUGUGGCCUACUACACUGCUAAUACAGUUUAUUGUAUAAAAUAGUAGAAAACACUUGUAGCAAAGCAUAAAUACUGCUCGGUAAUUUUUUGGUUUUUAAACUAAACAGAACAAGGAAUGCACUAUCCCCGCCUUCUAAAAAAGACACUACAAAAUAAAUGUAGACUAUAUAUUUAACAACGACGUAGUGGAUAAACAGGUAACACAUUUAUAUAACAAUUGAUUGACGAAGCUAGAUGUAUUAUACGUUUCCACAUUAGGCCAUCUACUUUACAUCUUGUAUUGAACAUGAUCAUACACCAUGGUAUUCAUUUUCAGUAACUUGCAUAUUCCGGAAUUUAUACAUCGAUAUUCAGAAGGUAUUUCAUUACAUCUAUUCACUGUGUGGUCUAGCGAGACUCGAGUCCGUUCUCAUGACUCGAGUAUCCGUGCAAGGAAUAUGAUAGGAUAACAUAUUAAUGUGCCUAUAUCCUUAUUACCCCCCUGCGAGUGCUGCAACCUCACCGUGGUGCAGGGGUGCAACAUUCUCUUUGAGAAUGGCCAAUACAGCACAAAAUAAAUAUUUAGAAUAAAAUUCAGUUUCACAAAGAAAUUGCAAAAAAAGUCCAGAAUUGAUUCUAAUUGUGGAUGGAUGAAUGAAAAAAUGAAUGGAUGAAUGGAUGAAUGCACACAUGAAUGGAUGCUGUCGACAUAUCGGUAGGGAAAAUACAUAGAAAACUGAGUGUUUUUAAAGAAAACAGCAUAUGGCUGUUUAAAUAAUAAUAAAAUAUAUCACAGAUGUGGUAUCAUAAAACUUAGUUGGAUAUCCAAUUAUCCAUCAAGGGCGAUUCAAAAUGAAUUUGUACCAUGUCAUGCACAAAUCAAUGACGAUAGCAUACACUCGGCCGUGUGUUAUUGUUUUGUUGGCACCGCUGUUACAUCAUAUUGACAACCGUGGAAUCGAUUUUUUAUGACGCUUCGUAAAAUAGGAUCCUGGUCGUAUGUUUAAAGAAUGACCAAAAAUGUAUAGACACGCUUCAAAAUUAAAACUACAUGUACUUUUAAAUAUUCAAUAUACAACUUACAUGUAUUUUUAUAUAUAAUUUUUACGGGUUAGUAUAAAUUAAAAACUUAAAAUGAAUGAAUAUGUAUAGAGGAUUCGUCACGAGUGUUUUUAAUAUGGAACGAUGGAACAGUCUUAUGUUAAUCGGUAUUUAUCGAGGUUCUGUGCAUAUUCAUGUCUUGUUUAAUUAAUAAUUGACCGCAAUUAUUUUUUGGUUCAUGGAAGUAUGAACCGAAAAAACGAUUUGCACACUGUAUGAUCCCGCGUAGUGGGUCAUACAAAAGUGUGCACAUCGAAUAAAAAGAAGCACCUCCAGGGGUAGAAAAUUAUUUUAUAAAUGUACUUGUCCUCGGGCAAGUAAAAACUAUAAAUGUACUUGCCCUGAAUUAUACAAUACUUGCCCAGAUUUUUUAUGUGAUGAAUGUUGAAUUUUUAAGUGAAUAACAAGAAACUUUUCUGAUUUUUAUUUGUUUACUUUAAUCCACUGGUUUUGUUGAAGUUUCUGGUCCACCUUCAGCCGUAUCAGAUUCUAAAGACAGGAUAUGGCGUGUACCCUGGGCACUUUGAAUCCGGCUAGGCCAUUCCCUUAUAGCAACUCUAGGGAAGAAAUCUCUCAGUGUCUUGGGUCCAUGUGUCAUUACUGUCAGUUUUUUCAAAUGUCUCUUGGUUUAGAACAGUCCUGUGGUUUGUCUUGACUAAGUUCAUAUUGGAGAACGUUCUCUCGCAUAUAGCUGUGCACGGGCUCAUUACGAACAUCAGCUCAACUAAUUUGCAGAUUUUUUUGCAUUAACGCUCGGGAAUUUACAGCAAACCGAACAUGUCAUGACGUUAGCUUCGUGAUCGUAAAUGACCCACGGAAAUUGUUCCUUCCAACUCGGUACGAAUUUACGUUUCCGAUUUUUGUCAUCAUUUUUUUUUAUUCUUUGCUAAUAUUGUCUCAUUUACCAAGGUCCUUUUCUUUUUUCAAUCGAUUUGGUUUUCUGCGUCAUGAUAAAAAUUAAUUUUUACAAGGGAGACUACUCUAACAUUAUUGAUAAGCGGUUGCACAUAACUAAUUAAAACAUGUUAUCGAUCGUUCGUUGUUUUGUUGAGUAAGUUAUUCACUUUACUAGUUAACAGUAUUUUAAGACAUAAAUAUAGGCGAGCCACAGAACUUUUCCUAGCUUAAGGUAAGUAUUUAUUAAAAAAAAAAAAAAUUAACAAAAAUUCCUUACUUGCCCACGGGCAAGCUGGCGUACCAAUAUUUGUUGCCCGACCAUGAGAUAGUACUGUACACGGGAGUCGGGCAAUGGUAUUUUUCCACCCCUGACCUCUGGACCAAUCGGAUUGCCGUAAAGUGUAUAGACGCAAAGAAAAUUUAAUUAUUUAUUUUUGAAGUGAUUUUGUGCAUUUUUGUUCAUUAUAUGCAGUGUAAUAAAUAAAAUACUAAACUCGUGUGUUUUUAAUCGUAUAAUAAUCAGUUUUGUUCAUUAAAAAGGUUUAUUUUUU